Molecule: messenger RNA, 1473 nt
Organism: Pseudonaja textilis
Lineage: Eukaryota; Metazoa; Chordata; Lepidosauria; Squamata; Elapidae
Product: p53 apoptosis effector related to PMP-22-like
Biological process (GO): cell-cell adhesion
Cellular component (GO): cell-cell junction
Source: RefSeq, a predicted model, not a curated record
ACAGGUUGUUGUAGUGACUUGCUCAUAGAGAUUUAGGUGGAGUUUUCUUUAGGGUCUGCUUGGAGCAUAAAGCUGCUUUCUCCUCUCUGCUUUCCUUUCUUUCUUUUUCCCUACAGAUCUAUCUCUUUUCCAUUCACACACAUUUUAUUUACCCCAGUCUGUUUUUUUUCCUCAGGCUACCAAAGCCAUUGCAGAAAGAUCUUUUUGCUUAGCAUUUAAAGUGACUGGAAAAGACCCAACAGCAAGAUGGUUCAGUAUGGUCUGGAUUAUACCCGCUGCAGGUGGAUCUUGCCUCUUCUGCUGGGCUUAGCAAUGAUCUUUGGCAUCAUUUCACUAGCUGGUUGGGGCUGGAUAACCUCACAAAGUGGUCCAUUUGUGAGUGAAGGCUCAUUAUGGAGGUUAUGCUCUUUAGAAGAUGAUUGGCGAUGUACAUCUCUCAUGGAUUUUGCUUGGGGUAGAGGUGCAGCUGGUACCUUCUUAGUUGGAUUUGUACUCAUCUGCAUCUGCUUUGCCUUGUCCAUCAUUGCCUUUGCCAUCCCGACACUUCGCUUCAACUUCAUUAGAGGCAUAGGAGGCUUGUGUUUUGUUGCUGCCAUAUUCUCAUUAAUGGGCCUUGUCAUCUAUGCUGUAAUGAUUUCAACACGUGUGGUCUUCCCAGUAAAUACCGUACAUGUAUUUGAUUGGAGCUAUGGAUUUGGGUGGACCAUGUGCAUCAUGGCAAUAGGUCUUGGAUUCUUCUUUUGUUGUCUCCCCCUCUAUGAAGAUCAUAUUUUGGGAAAUGUCAAACCUGAAUUUUAUUAAAAUCUCCUAGAAAAAGCAGCAGGGUCAUCAUAGGGAGUCCCUGGUCCAAAGAAGUAUACAGACAUACCUACAGUAUCAGCUCAAGUCCAAUAUGCAAGAAUUAGAAUAAUAGAGGUUUAGCAGCUCAAAAAAAAAAAUAUGAAUGAGAAUUGCUCUCAAUUCUUGUUAAAGUGAAUUUAUUUUUUGAAACAACUUUUUUUAACCGUGAGUUUUUAUAGGCAAAUAAUAACUGAACUGCCUUAAUUAAACAUUCACUGAUUUACAGUGUUUGUUUAUAAUCAGUAUUGACUUCCUCCUGUGAUCUCCAGGAACUUCUAUAUUACUCUGCAGGCUGGUCCCAAUCUUUUGGAGGCACACUUUUAGGGAAGUGGUUCAAAAGCCUGCAGGGGGUAAGAUGAAUUAAUGCCAACUGCUUCAUUCCUUAGUGUGAGAGAAAUCUUGCUAAAGCCUGUUUAUAUUCAAUCCUCUAGAUAGAUAUACUUUCAGAAAACAAUUUUUUUUUAAAAAAAGACCCUUCUUGAUUGCAUUAUUGCUAAUAGGUAUUAAGCUUGUCUUCUCCAACCUGUUAACUGCAGAGGUAUUGGGAUUGCAUCUCUCAGAAUUGGAUGUUUAAUUAUGGUGACUGAAAGUUUUUGGAAUCUGUGUUGUUCUAAUGAAACAUCAGUAUUGAAG